AUGAUAGCUUUUGAUGAACUUGAAAGUGGAAAAGGAGCUAAUCAAAUUGGAGCAAUCAAACGAGCUGGUGAUAGUCGUUGGAGCUCUCAUUUUUAUUCUAUUUGUAGUCUACUACGACUGUUUGAAGCCACUUGCUCGGUGCUUGAAAGCAUAAUAAAGGAAGGAUCCACUCAGUCCCAACGCGGGGAUGCGAGUGCUGCUUAUAAAAUGAUGACAUCAUUUGAAUUUAUAUUUAUUUUGCACUUAAUGAAGGAAAUCAUGGGUAUUAAUGAUAUUCUUUGUCAAGUUUUGCAGCAAAAAUCUCAGGACAUAUUGAAUGCCAUGAAUAUGGUAUCUACUACAAAAAGCCUUAUCCAAGAGCUAAGAAAUGAAGGUUGGAAAAUUUUUCCUGAAAAUGUUGUCUCUUUCUCCAAGAAAUUUGACAUUGACAUUCCAGAGUUGAGCUCUCGUUAUGCCCAAGGAUCUACAGCGAAUGGUGAACGAGCAUUUUCAGCUGUGAAGAUUGUUAAAACACGACUUCGCAACAAAAUUGAAGAUGAGUUCCUAACAAAUAAUUUACUUGUCUAUAUUAAAAGAGAGAUAGCUGAGACUUUUGAUUUAGAUCCAAUACUUGAUGAUUUUGUUUCUAUAAAAGAACGCAGGUUGCAAUUUUAG
Molecule: messenger RNA, 654 nt
Organism: Humulus lupulus (European hop)
Lineage: Eukaryota; Viridiplantae; Streptophyta; Magnoliopsida; Rosales; Cannabaceae
Exons: 2
Coding region: 1-654 (217 amino acids)
Source: RefSeq, a predicted model, not a curated record